AUGGCUGUUACAGAUUCUUUCAAUAUCCUAGUGUUUAGCAAGACUGCCGGCUACAGACAUGCCUCCAUACCAACCGGCAUUACUUCUCUGAAGCGUCUGGCGGAUGAAACUGGCUUCUUCACAGUGACAGCAAGUGAGGACGCUUCUUUUUUCACGUCUUCGAUACUCUCACGUUACCGCGUCUUAGUAUUACUACAUACCUCAGGCGACUUCCUCACAGACGACCAGCUCAGCACUCUACAAGAGUAUGUUCGAUCCGGCGGCGGUGUGCUCGCAAUCCAUGGCUCUGCUGCCGGCAUGCCGUCCUCUUCCUGGUACGCAAAGCUAAUCGGUGCACACUUUGACAUGCAUCCCGACCCUGAACCUGGCUCCUUCUUACCAAUCCCACAAUCGGUCUCUUCGCAUCCCAUCAUAGCUGGACAUGAACCUCCAAAAGAAUGGAUGGACGAAUGGUACAAUUUCAAAUCCCACCCUUCUGACAACGAAAGCCUCCAAAUAUUGCUGCGAGGAGAUACGAAGAGUUUCAGAGGUGGCAAACAUGGGGACGAUCAUCCGCUGGCAUGGUAUCAAGAGUUCGACGGUGGGAGGAGUGUGUACCUUGCACUGGGUCAUUUUGAUAACGCGUAUGCUGAUUCAUGGUUCAUGGGCACGAUGGAAAGGAUGUUGAUGUGGGCUGCGGGACGAGGAGAGGCCAACAAUAACUGA
This is a messenger RNA of Ascochyta rabiei, 705 nucleotides long. RefSeq lists its product as uncharacterized. The transcript has a single exon. Lineage: Eukaryota; Fungi; Ascomycota; Dothideomycetes; Pleosporales; Didymellaceae. The record is from RefSeq and is a predicted model, not a curated record. The coding region runs from base 1 to 705 and encodes 234 amino acids.